Molecule: messenger RNA, 3201 nt
Organism: Pteropus alecto (black flying fox)
Lineage: Eukaryota; Metazoa; Chordata; Mammalia; Chiroptera; Pteropodidae
Gene: BBS10
Product: Bardet-Biedl syndrome 10
Exons: 2
Coding region: 89-2248 (719 amino acids)
Biological process (GO): chaperone-mediated protein complex assembly
Molecular function (GO): ATP binding; ATP-dependent protein folding chaperone
Source: RefSeq, a predicted model, not a curated record
CGCCUCUUCCGCCUCCGGCCGUGCCACAACCCGCCCCUCCUGGCGGUGGUCGUAGUCUGCGAGCAGAGCGGCGGGACCUCGAAGGGCUAUGGCCGCUGCAGGGUCUGUGAAGGCGGCGUUACAGGUCGCGGAGGUCCUGGAAACCAUCGUGAGCUGCUGCGUGGGGCCUGAAGGUCGUCAAGUUCUGUGUACGAAGCCUACCGGUGAGGUACUGCUCAGCCGGGAUGGAGGCCGCCUCCUGGAGGCGCUACACUUAGAACAUCCCUUAGCCAGGAUGAUGGUGGCAUGUGUUUCCAGUCAUCUGAGAAAAACGGGAGAUGGUGCUAAGACAUUUAUUAUCUUUCUUUGCCAUUUACUCAGAGGACUCCAUGCAGUCACAGACAAAGGAAAAGAUUCCUUGAUUUCCAAAAAUGUUCAAACCCAUGGAAGGUAUUGGAAAAAUUGUUGUCAGUGGAAUUUUAUUUCCCAAGCUCUUCUGAUGUUUCAGACACAAAUAUUAGACUAUGUUAUGGACCAGCACUUAAGUAGACACUUUUUGUCCAUCUUUUCUUCAUCCACUAAAGAGAGAACGUUGUGUAGGAGCUCUGUAGAGUUGCUCUUAGGGGCAUACUUUUGUGGAAGAGUGGGAAGAAAUAAUCACGACUUUAUUUCACGAUUAAUGUGUGACUACUUUUUUAAGUGUAUGGCUUGUGAAAGUGGGUUCAAAGAGGUAUGUGAGUUAGUGGAUGACUGUUUUGUUGAGUUGAACGUUGGUGUCACUGGCCUUCCAGUUUCACAUUCCAGGAUCAUACCAGGACUUGUGCUUCACAGAGACUUUUCUGUGUACUGUCCAGCAGAUGGUGACAUAAGAAUAGUGCUAGUAACAGAAAGUAUUCAGCCUCUCUUUUCAACUUUUGGAACAGAGUUUAUUCUAAAUUCAGAGGCACAGUUUCAGACAUCUCAAUUUUGGAUUAUGGAAAGGACAAAAGCAAUAAUGAAACAUUUACAGAGUCAGAAUGUAAAAUUGCUGCUAUCUAGUGUGAAACAACCGGACUUAGUUAUUUUUUAUGCAGGACUGAAUAGCAUAUCAGUGGUGGAGUGUUUAUCAUCUGAAGAAAUUUCUCUUAUUCAGAGGAUCAUUGGUCUUUCUCCUAUUGUACUACCGCACGCCUUUUCACAGUAUGAAAUUUCGAACACUGCUUUGGUGAAGUUUUAUAAGCCCCUUAUUCUUAGAUCCAAAAGAUAUGUUCAUCUUGGCUUGAUUAGCACAUGUUCGUUUAUACCACACUGUAUAGUUCUUUGUGGACCAGUGCAGGGUCUUGUUAAACAACAUGAGGAUGCUUUACAUGGAGCUUUUAAAAUGCUUCAGCAGUUAUUUAAAGACCUUGAUCUAAAUUACAUGAUACAAGUCAGUGAUAAAAAUCAUACAUUAAGUCCUCUUAUUUAUAAGAGUAUGACAGAAAGUAAUCAGUUACUAGAAAUUGGCUCAAUACAAAGGCCAAAUCAGGGCACAGUUGUAAAGAACAAAGAUGGACUGGCAGAAACUCAGAGAUAUUUAAAAGUACAUUCAAAUUUGGUAGUUCCAAGUGUAGAAUUAGAAACACAUAUUCCAUGUUCAACACCAAAAGUGACACCAACAGAUACAUACCAGACAGAUGAAACAUUGAGAUGUUUAUCUCCACACAAAACCAAGAUAAUUGAUGACCAUGAUCCAUUUGAGUGUAAUUCUUCUACAAAUUCAACAACAGAAAACGAUAGACUAGAAAUUUCUUAUGAAAAUUUAAAGAUCACAAAAAUUGCUGGAAAGGGGAGUAUGUUACCAGUGAGAUACAAGUCACUGGAGAUGGGUGCUGCCCAGAAUUACUGUUCCUCGUCUAUACCAGCAGGUUGUGUUUUGCCAGUGGGUGGCAAUUUUGAGAUCUUGUUAAAUUCCUAUCUUCUCAACUAUGCCAAAAAAUGCCAGCAAUCAGAAAUAGCCAUGGUUAGUAGGAUAAUAGCUAAUGCAGUUUUAGGCAUUCCCCAAAUCCUAUAUAAGUCUAAGAAAGGAAAUCACAGCUUUCCACAAGUAUAUAUAAGAGCUCUCCAUGCGCUGCGAACCAACCAACCCCUGGUAAGCAGUUAUACAGGUUUGGAAUCAGUCUCUGGUAAAUACCAGUUACUAACUUCAGUUCUUCAGUGUUUGACAAAAAUUUUAACCAUCGAUUUGGUAAUCGAUAUUAAGAGACAGCCUCAGGAAAUUUAUGAUCUAGAUUCUGAAGAAGAAUUAUAAAAUUAAGUUUUUAAUAAACCAAAGUUAUAAUCUAACUCAAGCCACGAAGGAGAGCAGGUAUGUGACCAUUGAUUCUCAAGGCAAUUCAGUCUAGUAAGGAAAACAGCAUAAUUUAAAAAGUCUUGAGAGGCCAGCAGCAUUCGGACACCAAUGUUAAACUAUGUUAUGGAACAGUUCUGAGGAGGUAGCCUUCAGAUGAGGGAAGCCAGAUCUGACUAAAUUUGUUCUUCCCCCUUAUUGUCCCUGCGUCUCAGCUGUGUUAGUCUCUGUGUUUGGGAGGGGUGUUUCUUUAGGGCUUUUCUUUACUCUUCUCUAUCUUUUUUCACUUUCUUCAUCUCUACUACCUCACCUUUCUGUGUUUAGUUCAUAGAAUCAUUUAAUCUCAGAUUUGGAUGGGGUCUUCAAAUGCCAUCCUAUUUUAAUUGUUUAUAAAACAUUUGGUUCAUUUAAAAUAACUUAUUUUCCCUACUCAUAAUUUCUUUUUACUUUUAUAUGGCCCUUUAUUUCCAUUUCAUGUGGAAAAGCCUGAAGAGAGUCUCACCAUCCAUGUCAUUGAAUAUGUUACCAAAAAUAUGACUUUAUGCAUUGUGAACUUAAUUUCAUUUCUGUAAUUAAAAGUUAAUUCCAGAAAGGAUAUGAAAUUUAUACUUUAAUUUUCUCCUGGCCCAUAAGAGCUUAUAAAAAUAAUUCAUGUAUUACGUAUUUGCUUCUUUUUCUCAUACUUAGUGCAUAUCCAGAAUUCAGUAGUAACAAAUAAUUUUAAAAAAUUUUUCUAAUGUGAAUUUUAAAGUGUUUAUAUUUUAUUUUAAAGGCUUAUAAAUGCAAAUUAUACUGUAUGUCUACCCCUCGAUAAGACAGUGUCUCCUACUUUUAGUACUCUGUAAUACCCAAGACAAUGCUCUGUUUAUACCAAGUAUUCAGAAGUGCUUGUUGAAUAAAACUGUUAUCUUUAA